AAGAGUAAAACGAUUAAUAUUUAGAAUAGAAGAAAGUAUAAAAAUGAGAUAUAAUGAUAUAAUUAAAAUUGUGGAACACUAAUCCAUAUAUCGACAAAUUGGAAACGUAAGUUGAAAGUUGGAACAAUGUUUCCACGCCGCCUCUAUAGUCUAUAUAAUAUAACAUCUUCUUCAAUUCAUUAUCUAAUCCACCCAUAAGCCAAUAUGGCAUCACUUCCGUUUUCCACCUUUGCCUCCAACUCCCAACUAUCCUCACGGCCGAUAUUGAUCGGAAAGCCACCGCAUAUCUCCACAGCGAGCCCCCGGCUCAAGGUGUCGUGCAACGUCGAGAAUGGCUCCCAAGGAGGCAAAGUUGACCGAAGAAAUUUGCUACUUGGCAUGGGAGGUCUCUACGGCGCUACCAAUCUGGUCAAACCACCAGCUCUGGCGGCUCCAAUUUCAGCUCCCGAUUUGGCCAAGUGCUCUGGCGGCACUAACCUCAACACCCAACAGCCACUAGACGUCAACUGCUGCCCUCCCUUCUCGGAAAAAAUCAUCGACUACAAGCUGCCUCCCGUCACCAAACUGCGCCUCCGCCCCGCCGCCCAUCUCGUCACCAAGGAAUACAUCGCCAAAUACGAGAAGGCCACCGAGCUCAUGAAGGCUCUCCCCGACGACGACCCGCGCAGUUUCAUGCAACAAGCCAACGUCCACUGCGCUUACUGCAACCUCACCUACGACCAAACCGGCGAUCCAGACCAGAAGCUUCAAAUCCACAACUGCUGGCACUUCUACCCUUGGCAUAGAUGGUACCUCUAUUUCUACGAGAGGAUCUUAGGCAAGUUGAUCGACGACCCAACCUUCGCCCUCCCCUUCUGGAACUGGGACCACCCCGACGGCAUGGUAAUGCCGGCCAUGUUCGCCAAGGAAAACUCUUCACUCAACGACGCCAAGCGUAACCAAACCCAUCUCCCGCCUGCUCCCACGGAUCUCCUCUACUCCUCAAAAUCCAGCACCGAUCCCUCCAUCAUAGUCCCUACCAAUCUCACAGAAAUGUAUGGAGAGAUGGUCCGGAACGUGUCAAAUAUCGAAGACUUCUACGGUGCAAAAUAUGUGGUCGGGACCGCUCCGGAUCCUGGCCCCGGCACUGUCGAGCGGGGAUCCCACAUCGCCCUGCAUAUAUGGGUCGGGGAUCCCCGCUCGCCCGCCGGAGAGGACAUGGGGAACUUCUAUUCCACGGCUCGAGACCCCAUUUUCUUCUGUCACCACGCCAACGUGGACCGCUUGUGGUCCGUGUGGCGCGACCUCAGAGGCCCCAAGCCCAAGGACUUCAACGAACCCGAAUGGCUCAACGCAGACUUCGUAUUCUACGACGAGAAUGCUCAGCUGGUGCGCGUCAAGGUUAAGGAUACUCUCGAGGACGUGAAGAUGGGCUUCACCUACCAGAAAGUGGAGCUUCCAUGGCUGAACAAGAGGCCCAAGGCGCGUGUAAGGAAAUCCAAGAUCGCGACUACGGCUAAGGCGAUUAAGAGUAGUGCAUUCCCGGUAAAGCUUGACAAGGUGGUGAAAGUGUUGGUAGAUAGGCCUAAGACAAAGAGAAGCAAGAAGGAGAAGGAGAAAGAAGAGGAGUUGCUGGUGAUCGAAGGGAUCGAGGUGGAUACUGCUAAGUUUGUGAGGUUUGAGGUUUUUGUGAACGACGAGGAUGACGAAGCAGGAGACAUAAUCGACAAGGCGGAGUAUGCCGGAGGCUACUCUCAGGUGCCGCACAAGAACUCGACCAAGGUGAAGAGCAAAAUCAGGCUGGGAUUGACAGAGCUGCUUGAAGAUUUGGACGUGGAAGAUGAUGACAAGAUUUUGGUUUCGUUGGUACCCAGGGCUGGAGGAGAAGAUAUCACCAUUGGUGGAGUCAAGAUCAUCUACGUUUAAGUUUUUCGACUUCAACACUGCUUCAUCUACGUUAAUUUUAAGUUUUCCCCAUGUUUUGUUUGCCUUGUUUAUUUGUGGUUAGUUAAAAGUUUGGUUGGGUAUAUGUGUAUGGGCUGCUGCAGUUUUUUCCACCAAUAUCAAUAAAGGAUGUUUUUUGCUUA
Messenger RNA from Salvia miltiorrhiza (redroot sage), 2066 nucleotides. RefSeq names its product polyphenol oxidase I, chloroplastic-like. Gene Ontology annotation, biological process: pigment biosynthetic process. NCBI's taxonomy places the organism in Eukaryota, Viridiplantae, Streptophyta, Magnoliopsida, Lamiales, Lamiaceae. The transcript has a single exon. Gene Ontology annotation, molecular function: catechol oxidase activity. The record is from RefSeq and is a predicted model, not a curated record. The coding region runs from base 205 to 1905 and encodes 566 amino acids.